GUGUCUGUCAUUAAAAUGCGAAAGUAACACUAACAGGAGUACAUCCGAUUCCAAACAUAACUUUAAGCUUUACGAUUGUAAACGAUUUUAAAAAUGGCGACCGAAGUAGAGGAAACUAUCAAAAGAAUUCAAGCCCAUAAAGGUGUAAUCGGUGUCGUCAUCGUUAACCACGAAGGUAUUCCAAUUAAGAGUUCUUUGGAUAACGCAAAUUCUGUUCUGUAUGCCGGAUUAAUCGGUCAACUUACAGAAAAAGCUAAAAAUGUUGUCCGUGAAAUGGAUUCUACAAAUGAGCUGACAUUUUUAAGGGUGAGAAGUAGAAGGCACGAGAUAUUGAUUGCACCGGAUCGGGAAUUCAUAUUAAUUGUCAUUCAGAACACAUUGGACUAGUCUGCUUAUAUAUAAGAUUAAUUAAGCUUAAAUGUAAUUAUCAUGUGCUAAUAUAUUGUUGCACCCAUGUUCUAAAGCCACAUAACAAUUUCUCAUGUCUGACCACUUGACAUUACUUUCAUAUUCUAUUUUGUAUGUAGUCCACUGCAAUCAUGACUAUUUCUUGUGGCUUUACUUCCAAGAAUUGAAUCGGUUAUGUUCUCAAUGUGUACCCCAACAUCCUGUAAAGAUAAAAAGAUCAAAGAAAAAUACAGAUAUUUAUCAACAAA
Messenger RNA from Nymphalis io (European peacock), 656 nucleotides. Its product is annotated as dynein light chain roadblock-type 2-like. The transcript is spliced from 4 exons. Gene Ontology annotation, cellular component: centrosome; cytoplasmic dynein complex; cytoplasm. Gene Ontology annotation, biological process: microtubule-based movement. The record is from RefSeq and is a predicted model, not a curated record. Bases 94 to 387 code for a protein of 97 amino acids. Gene Ontology annotation, molecular function: dynein intermediate chain binding. Lineage: Eukaryota; Metazoa; Arthropoda; Insecta; Lepidoptera; Nymphalidae.